AUGUCAUCAACAGAGCAGCAACGUGUUAUUCUCGUUACUGGUGCUAACAAAGGCAUUGGCUUCGAAGUUGUCAAGCAGCUCGUUCAACAGCCUCUAAUCAAGAGCAAUGAUAUUAUUCUUCUUGGUAGUCGUGAUGCGAAACGUGGUCAAGAUGCACUGGCGCAGUUGGAUUCUCCCUCGAAUGUGCACCUUCUUCAAUUAGACACGUCGUCAGACGAGAGCAUUGCUCAUGCCACUGAUGAAAUCAAACAAAAAUACGGCGGUCAACUAGAUAUAAUCAUCAACAAUGCAGGUAUUGUUCCCAAAGACAAAAGCCACCCCUCACCCUCACCCUAA
This is a messenger RNA of Didymodactylos carnosus, 336 nucleotides long. The record is from the annotation of a GenBank genome assembly. NCBI's taxonomy places the organism in Eukaryota, Metazoa, Rotifera, Eurotatoria, Philodinida, Philodinidae.